Molecule: messenger RNA, 1305 nt
Organism: Funneliformis caledonium
Lineage: Eukaryota; Fungi; Glomeromycota; Glomeromycetes; Glomerales; Glomeraceae
Source: the annotation of a GenBank genome assembly
AUGGCUUCAACAAUUCGACGAAGAAAUAAUAUUUGUUACAUCCCAAAGCAUGAUAAGGUUAUUGGAGAAUUAAUUCAAAAACGAGGAGCAAUUUAUUCAUCUAGACUUGAUUCUCAUGUUUACUUUCGUACUAUUACAAGAGGAGCUGCUAUUGGGCUUUCUCCGUAUAAUGAUUAUUAUAAGAAAGCUAAAGCGAUAAGCAAGCAUCCAUUAAUCGAUGAAAUUACAAAAGAAAUGCUUUUAGAUAUGAUCCACACCUCCACUUCUUUAUCAAAUCCUGAACCAUUAUAUCCUCGUUCAUACCUUCAUCGUGCAACUUUAAAUAUAAUUUUGGAAGUAACUUUCGGAAUUCGUACUAAUAGUAUUAAUGAUCCACUAUUCAAACGAUUAGACAAAUGGGUAGAAGAUUUUACGUUAAUCUUUUCAAGUGAAGAUAGGAGAUCGGAAUAUUUCCCAAUAGUAAAAUAUUUUCCAAACAAUAAAACGAUGCAGAAAGCGAAAGCUAUUAGAGAUGAUAUUGAUACAAUUUUUGGUGAACUCUUGGAAGACGUUAAAUCAGGAAAAAAUCAAUCUCCGUGUACUGAGAGAGAAGUUUAUGAACAAGGAGAAUUAGAGGAUUAUCAAAUUGCUCAUCUUUUAGCGAGUCUCGUUUUUGCUGGAACGGAUACAGUAGCAUCAAGUAUAACAUGGUUAUUAGCGUUCUUGGCCAAUAAUCCUUCGUUCCAAGAACCAGCUCAUAAUGAACUUGACACUCUCAUUCCUAAACAUGAUCGACUCCCAACUUAUUCUGAUUUUAAAAAUCUUCCCUACACUCAUGCGUUAAUUAGGGAAGGUCAAAGAGUUUAUCCACCAACAUGGUUGGGAGUUCAUCAUUAUAAUGAACAAGAUGAUGAAUAUAACGGUUAUCAUAUUCCAGCAAACUCUUUAGUGUUUAUAAAUUCUCACGCAAUUUCAUUCAAUGAACAACGUUAUAAAAAUGCCAAGGAAUUCGAUCCGUAUAGAUUUAUUAAUUAUGAACAAAGUAUGGCUAGUUUGGCUAAUGGACCUGCUGAAAAAAGAGAUCAUUUUGUUUUUGGAGCCGGGAGAAGGCUUUGUACGGGAGUUUAUUUGGCUGAAGCCGAAUUAUUUGUUAUUUUGGCACGUAUUCUUUAUUGCUUUAAAGUUGAAAAAAAUGCUUCACCUACUGGUGAAGAUGGAAAACCUAUUCCAAUGAAUUUGGACAAGCCUAUAAUUGGUUUAACCAUUUGCCAGAAGAUUAUAAUGUUAAACUUGUUCCUAGAAAUGAUCGAAUCAUGCAACUUUUAA